This is a messenger RNA of Necator americanus (New World hookworm), 1083 nucleotides long. RefSeq lists its product as uncharacterized. Gene Ontology annotation, cellular component: lysosome. The coding region runs from base 1 to 1083 and encodes 360 amino acids. Gene Ontology annotation, molecular function: aspartic-type endopeptidase activity. NCBI's taxonomy places the organism in Eukaryota, Metazoa, Nematoda, Chromadorea, Rhabditida, Ancylostomatidae. The transcript has 7 exons. Gene Ontology annotation, biological process: cell death; proteolysis. The record is from RefSeq and is a predicted model, not a curated record.
AUGCACAUUUCGAUAGCAUUGUUAGUGUUGGUGGGCUCCGCAGUGGCUCGCGUCCAUCAGAUACCGUUGAUCAGGGUGGAAUCGAUGAGAACGAAGAUGAUCCGAGAAGGAACCUGGGCUAAACACGUUCAGAUGAAAGAAGCUGCACGUGCACGUCCUUCGAAGAUGUUUGCGCUGGGCAAUGUUGAACAUCAGCCAGUCAAAGAUUAUGACGACAUGGAGUACAUCGGGAACAUCACAAUUGGAACACCCGAACAACAGUUUAAGGUAGUUCUCGAUACCGGCUCUUCUAAUCUUUGGAUCCCGGAUAAAACAUGCGGGAAGGAAAAGCUCGAUUGUGAUUCGACGGUUUGCUCGACUGACGGGGAUCUUCUAUCCUUGGUUCCUGUAGCACAGUUGCGUACACAACCUUCAUAUUCUGCCUCUCAGUACGGUACUGGUUCGGCCUCUGGAUUCCUUGGGAUGGAUACAGUUCGCUUCGGAUCGGCUCAAUCAGAACAGCUUGUUGUUGAAAGCGUUGUAUUUGGCCAAGCAACCAUUCUGGCUCCAUUCUUUGCACGACAACCAGUUGAUGGUAUUCUUGGCCUGGCCUUCAAGUCGAUCGCAGUUGACGGUGUUACACCGCCUUUCCUGAAAGCUGUUGAUGACGGUCUCGUCGAUCCAAUCUUUACCGUAUUCUUGAAAAAUAUGACGAAAGUGAAAAUAGACGACUACAGCCUUAAGAGGAGUUUCCAAGUGAUCUCCGACACAGGUACCUCUUUAAUUGCCGCUCCAAGUGCAAUCGCUUUCGUAAUUGCAAGAAAAGCUGGAGGAAAGUUCGAUCAGCAACAACGAUUAUUUUUCGUGGAUUGUAAAGCUACACCAAGCCUGGAGCUGACCAUCGGCGAGAAGAACUAUGUGGUUGGACCAGAAAACCUUAUUGUCCACGUCGGAGAUGGCCGAUGUAUCGUGUCGAUAUUCGGAUAUCCUAGUCCUAGUUUUGGCCCGUCAUGGAUUCUUGGCGAUCCGUUCAUUCGUGAAUACUGUAACAUUUACGAUGUUGGCAAUAAGCGUAUCGGGUUUGCAAAAUCCAUUCAGAACUAA